Cylicocyclus nassatus is the source of this 468-nucleotide messenger RNA. The record is from the annotation of a GenBank genome assembly. Lineage: Eukaryota; Metazoa; Nematoda; Chromadorea; Rhabditida; Strongylidae.
AUGAAAGCUCUCAUCAUCAUUGCUGUCUCUGUAGUUAUAACUGUUUCUCUCGACCUCAGCGAUGAAAAAUGUCGGUGUCGAACUAAUUUGACAAAGGAGUUCUGCACAAAAACUGUGCUUAUCACAAAAGUGUUUGGGUCGCUGACUCCAAUUAAUAGAAAACGCAAAGAUGACGUGAAUAGUAGAAUUUAUUAUAACCUCACUUUUGUGAUGUUUGUCGGACCGGGUCAGCAAAAACUUCAUCCAGACAGCAUUACCAGCUCGUCAACUCCAGCGAAUUUCGAUAACUGCACAAUUGAUCUCUUCCUUUCAAAGUACUACUUACUUUCAGGUCAACGCAGUGGUAACGAUCUCGUGAUGAAUGAAUGCGGUCUGCACCACCUAUGGAGAAGGACAGAUUCUACUUCAGAAGCAGUAAAGGUCAUAUCACAGUUUUGCCGCUUACCUCGUUUUGAAAUACAAGCUUAG